Messenger RNA from Acipenser ruthenus (sterlet), 2408 nucleotides. RefSeq lists its product as uncharacterized. The transcript has 8 exons. The record is from RefSeq and is a predicted model, not a curated record. Lineage: Eukaryota; Metazoa; Chordata; Actinopteri; Acipenseriformes; Acipenseridae. Bases 201 to 1349 code for a protein of 382 amino acids.
ACAGUACUUAAUCAAUUUAACAAUUAUUAUUAUGUGUAACCUACAACAAAAGCUAGGUCUACUUUGUUUAAAAAUCUCUUUGGGGUAUAUAUUAAUCUCAGUAUAAUUACCACUUUAGUUCAAGAUAGGAGGCCUAUUUGAUGCAUCCUCUAACAUUAAAGGGUUUUAGAUGCCUCAAUUAUAGCUGUCUAUAAAACUUGAUGUACAGUAUGUUAGUCAAUGGUUUUCCUCUACAGGAUUUUGCACAUAUUUUCCUACCUGGAGGAAGAAAGAAGCAAGGUGAUCCAGAGCAAAUUAUGUUUCUCAGUGAACUCAAGUUUUUAAAAGGCUGGCCCCUUCAACUCUUGGAGGACAAUCCAGGGAAAUGUGUUGUAAAACACUUCAGCUGUGCUUUUCCCUGCAGAAGAGGCGCUGUCAUUUUACAGACCAGUAGCAUAACUGAUUGGAUCUACAUUGUCAGAUCUGGUAGCUGCUCAGUAAUGAAAGUUUUUAAAAUGGAUCAGGGUGUUGAAGCCGUCUUUCCAGUCAAGAGAAAAAAACAAUCCAGUAUUUUCCAGGCUGCUUCUACCUUAGUUCAUCCCGGGACUCCCACGGAAGGUCAUGAACACGAGAAGAUCAUCCUGGACAAACACACUACAAAGACACAGCAAAAGAAGAGGACCGUGAGGCACGAUGAAGGAAAGGAGAACGCUCCCUCUGUGUCUCACAGAACAGGGCUGGUUGACUUUAAUCCACAACGCCCAGUGAAUGGAUCCAGGAGCCCAGAGAACCAAGUCUGGGGAGUGACAGAGGACAGCGAAUGUGGACUGAGAGAAAGACACCCAAACACAAUAGUGCUGGAGACCAAGAUGGAUGAUAAAUCUAGCCAGGUCAAUAAAUUACCCUCUCCUAUGAAGUCUGCCUACCUCAGGGCAAGACUGGUCGUUCCUUCACCGGUUUCAGAAAAACUAGAGGCUGAGAAGGAUAAAACAGAUGAAAUGAAUCUAUCCAAAACCACAAUAAUGAAGCCUGCAUUCAUAAUGAUAGACACACUGGUAAAAGGAUCAGUCUUUGGACUAUCUGACUUUUUGUUCAGUGACCAGCCAAGUUGCUAUAUAAUUAGCAAUGGGGCAGAGUGCCUGCAAAUCUCUAAGAAGUUUUACCUGGACAAUGCAUCCCAGGAUGUUCUUGACAAGCUCAGGCAGCAGCAACAUCCUUAUCCUGGUGAAAAGGAGCUCUUGGAGCGACUCCAAAAAGAGAUGCAGUGGCAGACUUUCCGUAAACUAGCCAUCUGCAGCACACUCCAGAGGAUCGAGCGGAAACGAAACCAAAGACAGCAUGGACUUCCACCAGACCGCAGUAAAAACUGAAUCUUUCUAAUAAAUACCACACGUGGUAUGUCAUGGUAAAAAAAACUAUAGCCAUGCACAGUAAAGCAUUUCAAAGAACAGUAAUUGCAUAGCACAAGACUGAUGUCACUUUUCAUUGUUACGGAAUGUAACGUUAUCAGACAAUUGUCAUGAAUGAUAUGAAUUGGAUGCUGAAGUUAGUAAACCCUUGUAUGAAAGUGCUGCUUUUUUCAGUUUUAAUUGUUCCCCUGCCAAUAUGUAAUGUCAAAAUACAUACAUGAAUUAUUUCUUUAACAUUCCAGUUAUAGCAAGUUAUAGCAAAUAAAACCUUUCUGUGACCCAUUCAAACAAAGAAAAUACUAUGUGAAACUAUGUAAAAUCAUAAUUUUCUGCUUUGUAACUGUAUAAUUCAACUGAUCACUCUCUCUCCAAAACCAUAAUUGAAAGGGGGGUGGGGGACACACACUUAUACCCCUUCUCCACUGGCACAUCCAACCCGUGAGGGCUCGGUACAGUACGGGUACUUCUCCACUGGCUGUUUAUCGAGCUGAGCGAGAACCAAACCGUGAAACUUCGGCCUCACAAAACAUCUGAAUCCGGCUGUGAGCUGAGCCGAGCCAGGGUUAAGGAUUUUCAUCAUUACGUUGCGUCCGUCAGUACACUCCACAAAGAUAAAUAACAAACAUGGCAGGCAGCGAGUGUGAUGAGAGAAAAGUACAGCCUUGGGAUGCUGAGGAAGUGCAGACACUAGUUUCUCCGUGGGCAAAAAGAAGUGUUCAGAAAGAUUUGGAGUCGUGCGUCAGAAAUGAGUGUUUAUGCCCGAAUUUCUGACGAUUUGAAGCAAAUGGACAUAAACCGCGGGUACGGUACACUUAACUCACACACCCAAAAACAUAAAAUUCUACCAAAUUUCUCAUCUUUGAAAUAUUAUAUUUUUAUAAACAAAAUAAAUGCGGGAAAAUAAAACAAUUCUAAACGUAUUUACAAAAAUAUAGUAAAACAAAAUACAGCUGUACCAUACAUAUAAAAUACAGCUCUACCAGACAUAUAAAAUACAGCUCUACCAUACAUACUACGGCU